Messenger RNA from Lindgomyces ingoldianus, 1284 nucleotides. Its product is annotated as glycoside hydrolase. The transcript has 4 exons. NCBI's taxonomy places the organism in Eukaryota, Fungi, Ascomycota, Dothideomycetes, Pleosporales, Lindgomycetaceae. The record is from RefSeq and is a predicted model, not a curated record. The annotation marks the transcript as partial. Gene Ontology annotation, molecular function: chitinase activity; chitin binding. Gene Ontology annotation, cellular component: extracellular region. Gene Ontology annotation, biological process: carbohydrate metabolic process; chitin catabolic process.
AUGCGCUUCCCUUCGCUGGCGCUUGUUGCGCCCCUCUUCCUCACUGCACCAGCUAGCGCUCGCUUUGUCAUGUAUGCUGAUGAAUGGCACCCAACCCGUCCAACUGCUCCAGUGGAUCGAGCUGGAGUCGACCAUGUCGUUCUGGCAUUUGCUAUGGCCAAUGCAACUUGGAGCUUCCAACCCAAGGUCCCUAUUUCGACGAUUCGGUCCGAGUUUCCGAAUGCCAAAGUCAUGAUCGCUAUUGGCGGUUGGGGAGACACUGUGGGAUUCUCGCAGGCUGUGGUCAGUGAGACAGCGAUGACCACUUUCGCAAACAAUGUUCAGACUAUGCUUCAAAAUACUGGCGCUGAUGGUAUUGACAUUGACUGGGAGUAUCCGGGCGGUAAUGGCAUGGACUACAAGCAACACCCAAAUCCCGAGAAAGUUGGAGAGAUCACAGCUUUCCCUAAGCUCCUUACUGCCGUCCGUUCAGCUAUUGGCAAAGAAAAACUCCUGUCUAUCGCCGUUCCUGGAAAGGAAAUUGAUAUGAUUGCCUAUACCAAAGAGAAUGCCCCUCAGAUCUGGGCACCUGUCAACUACAUCAACGUCAUGUCCUACGACCUCCUCAACCGACGAGACACCAAAACCGGGCACCACACUUCAGUCGAAGGAGCCCGCCAAGUCAUCGAAAACUACCUCGCCCUCGGCGCUCCCGCCGACAAGCUUAAUCUCGGCUUCGCCUACUACGCUAAAUACUUCACGACCGCCGGAGACUGCACCAACCAGCCUCUCGGCUGUGCUCUCGUUUCCGCCGAAAACCCAACAACCGGCGAAGACGCCCUCACAUCUGGCGCUUGGACCUUCGAGAAAGCACACAUGGAGCCCGUGGAUGUAAGCAAGUUAACCGUGUCUAUAGACGGCACAUGCGGGCCUGAAAAAAUGACUAAGUGCGCCACGGGCUGUUGUUCGCAAUACGGGAACUGCGGUUUCUCGCCACAGCACUGCAGCGGCGCAUGUCAACAUGCCUUCGGCACUGGGUGCACUGAUUCUGAUGUCGCAGGCUCAUGGCAGCGCGCUAUGAAGAACGGCGUCUGUGACGAGGUAGCGGGCGGUCAGUAUUAUUUCGACGCUAAUGAGAAUUUGUUUUGGACGUGGGACACGCCAGCAUUGAUUGCGCGCAAGUUUGAGGAUAUUGUGAAGAUGUAUGGGAUUGGGGGUGUAGUAGCUUGGUCGCUUGGAGAGGAUGCAUACGAUUGGAGUCAUGUAAGGCAGAUGGGUAAGGAGUUGAAGAAUGCGGGUUAUGGG